This is a messenger RNA of Haemonchus placei, 1054 nucleotides long. NCBI's taxonomy places the organism in Eukaryota, Metazoa, Nematoda, Chromadorea, Rhabditida, Trichostrongylidae. The record is from the annotation of a GenBank genome assembly.
AGAUACUCCUUUCAUUGUGGCAGUUUCGACCGGACAAAUUGGAUAUCGCAAAAGAACGAGACUCGAUCACUCACCAUGUUGUCCUGGUGUGCAUUCAUUUAUGGUCAGCUUCGAGUCACUAUCCAUCGACUUUGGCAUUGUCAUCUCCAAUGUCGUAAACGUUGUACAGAAUUCGAAGAAAAACCUCAGUAAGCAGCUCUUUGCAGAGCAGAAAAUAUAUUUAUUGUGCAAAACAUCCAACGCUAGUUUGUUGGCAGUUGACAACUGCCAGAGCUACUUCUACAAUAAGAAAGUCACAGCGACGAUUGAGAUGGAACCACCUAAGGUGAGUGUCAUCGGCACUGUGUUGAAUGUCUCUGCUGUCAUACUGAUUUGUCGCACACCCUCUUUCCACAAUGCAUUCGGCUACAUAUGUGCCUCGCAUUUACUUGCUGAUGUUGGAGUGCUCGUAAUGUUUUUAUUCUGGGCUGCUCCAGCAGCGAUACUGGGUGUUUCUAAGACGAUUACACUUUCCUACUUUGGUGAAAGAAUGGGUCAAAUUACUAUGUUGUUCUGGUACGCAUCCAUAUAUGGCCAACUUCAAAUUGCUCUAAAUCGACUUGUUGCAAUAUCAUCUCCACUAUUGUACAAUUCAACAUUCUCAACGAAACGAACGGUGCAAAUUUUGGUUGCUUUUUGGUUGCUUUCAGCGGCUCAUGUUGCAAUUUAUUUUUUUGAUGAUUGCGACUUCGUAUUUGACACCAAAGCCUAUAUAUGGACGUACGCUGGCUCGCAAUGUGGUAAUAUUAUCUCAUUUUAUUUGGAUUUUUUACAUGGAACAACGCUAUGCUGUAUUGUCGUUCUUGUGAAUACCAUUUCAUUUUUUGCGAUCAUCAAAGAAGCAAAAGGAUGUGUUCAGGCUGGAUGCUUUGCGCUUAUGAUUUUAUCAUUCCAUUUCUUCUCAAAAUUUGCGACAACAAAAUGGGCCACGUUUGCUGUGACAACCUUUGUGUGGGAACUAUGUCAUGCCAUGGAUGGGUUGGUACUGACUAGAUUUACCCUUCUUCCAAUAUGA